AGAACCGGGACCACUGGGACCACCGGGACCACCGCCCUGCUCCGCUACUGCUGAUGCCGCCAUUACGUUACCUGAGCACAUGAAGGCAGCGCGGAGCGUCAUCUGCGUCAUCGUGCUCCAACAUGGCGGCGGCGCUGCCCGGGAGAUGUGGCCUCUUCCUGGAGAAGAAGAAACGGUUCUGUAAGAUGAUCGUCGCGAGAGGAAAAGUGUUCUGUGGAGAGCACGCGACCAUGGAGGGAAGCAGCAGCAGGAUUCCCUGUCCUCUGGACCCCAAACACACUGUGAGUGAAGACAAACUGCAGCAGCACCUGAAGAAGUGUAACUCCAGAGAGAAAGCAAAGCCUGUUUAUUAUGUGGAGAACAUCAACUCUGGAUCAGCUGAUGGAGAAACGCUGCAACAGGUGAGUCUGUGCGAGCGCAGCCGGGCCGAGCUGGACGCUCUGCUGGACCAACUGAAGACGGCCGUCUCAGGACUGCAGUGGGACGUGGACGACAGCGUUCUGUCUCACCCGAUCCUUCAGGAGGAACUCGACAACCCAAAGAACGGAGACUCCGCCCACAAACACCUGAAGCAACAGUCCUCUCUCUUAGGUCACCUGGAGGCGCUGGGGCUGCUGGGAAGGGGGCGGUGCUUCGUGGAGUUCGGAGCAGGUCGAGGUAAACUAUCUCACUGGAUCCACGAAGCCCUGAAGACCAGAGACCACCUGGAGACCAGAGACCACCUGGAGACCGGUCAGGACCUGCAGCUGCUGCUGGUGGAGCGCUGCAGCACCCGCUUCAAGGUGGAUGGGAAACAUCAGGAUCCUGGAGUUCAGUUUGAAAGGCUGCAGGUCGACAUUCAGCAUCUGGAUUUAUGUAAAGUCCAGCUGCUCAGACAGAAGAAUCUUCCGCUGAUUGGAGUUGGGAAACACCUGUGUGGAGCAGCGACAGAUCUGGCUCUGCGCUGUCUGUUGGGAACACGAGGACCCGGAGAGGAGGGGGAACCACCACCAAAACGCCUCAAAACCGCAGAACCAGAAGCCCUGCCAGAAGCUAGUCCACGUCCAGACUCUGGUCCAGACUCUGGUCCAGGUCCAGACUCUGGUCCUGGUCCGGUGCUGGGCCUGGUGCUGGCGCUGUGCUGCCACCACCGCUGUGAGUGGCAGCACUACGUGGGGCAGCAGUUCUUCCUGCAGAACGGACUCGGAGCUGCCGAGUUCUCGGCCUUCUGCCGGAUGUCCAGCUGGGCCACGUGUGGACUCAGACCGGCCAAUCGGAAGCCUGCAUCUGGGGGCGGGGCCAAUCAGAGAAGAGACGAUGAAGAGCACGAAGCGCCGGACAACGGGGACGCAGUGAGCGGCAGCUUCCUGUCGGCCGGCGAGCGCCAGCAGCUCGGACGACUUUGUAAGCGCCUGAUCGACGGCGGCAGGGUUCACUUCCUGAAGGCCCAAGGGUUCCACGGCAGGCUGAGCCGCUACGUGGGCCGAGAGGUCACUCCGGAGAACGUGUUGCUGACCGCCGUCCCCUCCAGCUGACUGGAGAACGUCUGACUAGAGAACGUCUCCAGGUUCUAGGGACUGAACUCUGAUUCAAGACGCACAAACUCAACAAAAGGAUUUUAAUUUGUGAUUGAAGUGAAAUGUUUGAUUAGUUUGUAUAAAUGUUUUUUGUCAACAUGUCUUUAAUAAUUUGAUACCGAACAGUCAAAAUAAAUAAAUCACAAACCAUCAUCUAACGAAACAUUUAGUUCUAUAUGAACACAUGAAUAUAUGAAUACGUCUUUUAAAUUGGUCACUGAGUCGUGUUUCAAUAAAAAAACAUUAGAUUCA
Molecule: messenger RNA, 1808 nt
Organism: Pseudoliparis swirei
Lineage: Eukaryota; Metazoa; Chordata; Actinopteri; Perciformes; Liparidae
Gene: trmt13
Product: tRNA methyltransferase 13 homolog
Exons: 12
Coding region: 123-1514 (463 amino acids)
Biological process (GO): tRNA methylation
Source: RefSeq, a predicted model, not a curated record